Messenger RNA from Python bivittatus (Burmese python), 2734 nucleotides. The record is from RefSeq and is a predicted model, not a curated record. NCBI's taxonomy places the organism in Eukaryota, Metazoa, Chordata, Lepidosauria, Squamata, Pythonidae.
AUGGACCGUGGGCUCACCAUCGAGAACCCGUAUGCCAGCGUCACUGUUCCCCAGGCACAGCUGAAGGAUGGCUUCCUGAGAUAUUACCUGGGGGAUGACUUAACCUCGGACACCGUUCUCUUCAGUCCCAGCGUCUUACCCACGUACUCGGCGGCCCCAGAGAAGGGGGUGGCAGCAGUCCCAAGGCCACCUUCUCUGGCUUGGAAUGGGCAGAAAGCCCAGGCGCAGGAGGAGUCGCAGGACAGGCCCGCUAACCCCUACGCCAGCCUCAAGAUUCCCAGGGCGGACACUCCAGAGUCCUUCCAUUGGAAAAGCCACGCAGGGGCAGCUCUGGACCCCAGCGAUGCACUCGGAGCGUUGAAAGGUCAGCCCCGAGCUCCCUGCCUUCUGCCACAGGCGUAUCCGAUACAGCAGACAGACCGAGCCCCCCGGAGCUGCAGUCCAAUAGCCGGUCCGCAUCUGGCACCGAAUGACCCUUCUCUUUGGUUCAUCCCCUCUAGGAUUCCUCUGACUUCGGGGCCUGAGAGCGGUGAGGUUGCCAGGCUCCGCCCGGAGGCUGUCGUCCCCAGUCCCAGCAGCCACAAAAUCGAGUGCAUCAUCUGUUACUGCUGCUAUGACCUCUCUGCCCACCUCCCUCGCCGCCUCUACUGUGGCCACACGUUUUGCCAGGCCUGUAUCCGGCGCCUUAAUAUGGUGGCCAACGAGCAGUGGUGGGUCCCGUGCCCACAGUGCCGCCAAAACACCCCCACCCCACGCGGAGGGGUGACGAUGCUUGAUUUGGACCUCAUGGCCUUCCUAGCGGUCAAGUCAGAGAAGGAGCCUCCGCGGCAGGGAGGUAGACUGGAGCCGGAGCCCUUCUCCAAGGAGAAGCCGGUCAUCAUGGAGCAACCCGCCGGCAUGCGCCAGGAGACUCUGCCUGAGCCCCAGCCUUGUUUUCCCCAGAACAGCUGCUGCCGCUGCGACCCCCCUCUUUGCUGUGGGACCGCAGCAGAUUUUCAGAGCUGAAUUAGCUUUCCUGUAUCUCAUAAUGCAGAAGUGCAGUGUUGGUCCAUUGCUGCCCUUGGCAUCCCAGGGUUUUCUGGAAAUGUCUCCAUCUUAGCUGCCUCUUGCAGGACUUCCCUGUGCGAUGGUCUUCCACCACAGCCUCCUGACCUGCCCAGGGCCGUGGAUAAGCCCUCUGGGGCCCAAAGCCUGCGCCAGCUCUUGGGUGCCUGCUUGGCGAUGGGCGCUGCUAUCGACCGUAGCCGGCUGGUCCGACGCCCGGGCUGCGCUCUUAGCCAGGCGUCUCGUUUUGUUCUCGGUCGCGCCUCCUGGGCUUCCCUCGGGAGCUGAGAGUUCUGCUGCCGGGAGCGUGAUCCGCACGGUGACCCUGAUCUGCGAGCCCUUUCGGAACGGAUCCCGGGGGUCGGUCUCUUCAUCUAGUCUCUUUCACUCAGUUGGAUAUCGUCACAGGCUGGCUCUAGAGAAGCCCUGCUCCUGGAAUGGCCGCCAUCUCUACGGGGGAGGGAGGGUCCCGCGUGCUCUUGUCCCCCUUUGUUUUCCUCCCCGAUUCCGUCUUGUCUUUUUGCCGCGUGUAGCGGUAUAACGGCACAGCCUUAGUCCUCCUCUGUUUUCCAUUUUAGGGAACGUGCUUUGGUUGUGACUUCAUUGGGGGGCUGAACUCCAGCAGGCUAGCACUCGCUGGCUCCGCAAGUUUUGUAAAAGACGCAUUUUCUUACCCCCGUGUAUUUAUUUUUUAAACUAGUGUCUUCAGUGGAACUAAAAUAUCUUUCUGACAAAGGUUCACAAGUGAAAGAAUAUCGUACUACUAUGCUGCUGUAAUGGUAAUAUUAAAAAGCUUUUCUGGUAUGUUUUAUAUCAUAAUUAGAAGAAAAGUGUUAACAUGGAUGAUCUGCAGAGGUGCUAAUUUCAUGAGGAGCCAGUACUGGACAGUAAAUUUUGAUUGUCGAAUCUGAGGUACCCAAAUGCUUCCCAGACACUUGGUAAAAAUAUUGUUUUGUUUAAUAGCGUGGUUCUCAUCUUCGUCCCCUUGAUCUCAUUCGUUCAGUUGGUACAAGUGAAAACACUGAAUUUAGCCCAUCUUGGGAUGUUUGAAUGACAAGCAGCGGGUGUCGUAUCUAAUCAUGCAAUGAUCCAAAAGGUUUGACUGCUUUUGCUUUCCUGAUGCACCAUUACUUGAUGUGUCAAGUCAUAUUUUAGACCGAGAUGCUUUGAUUGUCUUUAAUUAAAAGUCACAAACCUGUCUUCGCAAAUCUGCUCAUGACUUCUCCCUGCCUCGGUAUGUAUUGAUUUUUUCUUUAUAAGCGGCUGCCACCAUAAAAUAAAGCAGGCGAAUGCUCGCUCAGUACGCCUAAAAGGCAGCGAACCUUAAGGAGCGGGGGCAAGCAGGAAGCCCCAGAGAAAGCUGAAACCAGAGUGGGAAGCGGGUUCGGGACAACCUCUCUGGAGAGGUCAGCUCAUUUCGGGGUUGCGCCCCCGUUUUGCCACCGGCUGGUGCUCCCCAGAGGGGGCGGGCCGAGAAGGGUCUCUGCAGACGGGGAGACCUCGGAGACCCGAGCGGGGUUUCAGGCAUCUGGCCCCUGUGGCUCUUGCUCGCGGCUCGCGGCCCAGGCGAGGAGGAGGCCGGGGCCUCCGAGCGUGUCGCGAGGUGGCUCGUCCCCUUCGCCCGGGCUGAGGAGAAGUGCCGCUGCGGCCCCGCCGCGCUGUCCCUCAUCCUGGCCAGCGCCUUCUUUCC